Messenger RNA from Botrytis fragariae, 288 nucleotides. RefSeq lists its product as uncharacterized. The coding region runs from base 1 to 288 and encodes 95 amino acids. The record is from RefSeq and is a predicted model, not a curated record. The transcript has a single exon. NCBI's taxonomy places the organism in Eukaryota, Fungi, Ascomycota, Leotiomycetes, Helotiales, Sclerotiniaceae.
AUGGGUGCACGAAAGAGAAAAUGUAAGCUGGCCUCAGGUGCGGAAAGUCUACCGGAAGUUGAAAUGGAUGGACCAUACAAAGAGAAUGAGUGGGCGAUCACAGAGACAGAUAAAUUCAGAAAGUUCGAGAGACGGCACAUGGGAGACGGCACAUUGAAGUUGAAACUCGAAACAGUGGAAGAGAAGAUCAAAAACACCUUCGCUCGAAUUACAUCCUCAACAUCAAUAUGGCAACAAGGAUUUAGAAGGACAAUCUCAGAGCUAGUUUCGAAUGCGUCUGCUAACUAG